Messenger RNA from Colletotrichum abscissum, 252 nucleotides. RefSeq lists its product as uncharacterized. The record is from RefSeq and is a predicted model, not a curated record. Lineage: Eukaryota; Fungi; Ascomycota; Sordariomycetes; Glomerellales; Glomerellaceae. Bases 1 to 252 code for a protein of 83 amino acids. The transcript has a single exon.
AUGCACCCCAUCGCCAUGGCGUCCCUGUCCUUUUCUCUCUUGCUGCUUUCUUUUCUAUCCCUCUCACGUCUUCCCAUUUGGUGCCUGUCACAUCGAGGCCCGCACAGUACGCCAGUCAACACACGGCGUAUCAUCCAACGCAACCUACGCAGUACCCCCCGUACCUCAUUGCCAACGACUUCAAUCGUACCUUAUGGUCCAUGGAUACACUGUACACUGUCCAUUGGCUUUGGAUGGAAAGGCAAUGGCUAA